Molecule: messenger RNA, 327 nt
Organism: Macroventuria anomochaeta
Lineage: Eukaryota; Fungi; Ascomycota; Dothideomycetes; Pleosporales; Didymellaceae
Exons: 3
Coding region: 1-327 (108 amino acids)
Source: RefSeq, a predicted model, not a curated record
AUGGCGCAACUAUCUCCGGGAUUACGUAAGUUGGGUAGAGCCUUCGGUCGAGUCUUGCGAAACCUGGAAGUGUACAUGCGCUGGAUCCGCAGACUCGAAGUUCACAUCAAAGACGAGUUUGCCGAGAACUGGAUGCCUAUGUCUGGGUAUGGGUGGUCGAGGAAGGCCUAUGACUGGUAUGGGGCGGAUGAGAAGAAGAAGAAGAAGAAGAAGAAGAAGAAGAAGAAGAAGAAGAAGAAGAAGAAGAAGAAGAAGAAGAAGAAGAAGCGAUUUGGGACCAACUGGGCUGCUUCAUUCAAUGGCUUCCUCUGCAAGACGUCGUGUUAG